AAACAAGGCCACCGAAGAGGAUCAGAGGAACCAAGUUGCUUGUCUGGGAGAGUUCCACCCAACAUGGCGCUAGCUGGUCGGACUUCAACAACAGCCAUGGAUUAAGUAGCUGAAAGACAUACUUAUACUGAAGAGUCAGAGUAUCAUACAUACAUGAUUUAAACUUUUUUUUUACGUUUUAAUAGGUGAGUUUCAGAGUUAGUAUCUUCUCUACAAAACCGAUGCAUUAAAAUAUAUAUAUAUAUAUUGAGAUCCGGCUUUUAAAAUUGACUUGCUCAACUUACUGUUACCGUGUUUUGUUACUAAUAAUAGUAGGCCUAACUAUAGUAAGAGAGAGUAAUUUAAUACUAGACAUGUUACUGACUACCGUUAUAAUUUUAUAAGGAUAACUGGCAAAGCCAGGCUUACCUGACUUAAAUUCAGCAGUAUAUAAUAAAUUGACUUUCAAAAAUUACUUUAAUAUGUCUAAGAGUCUAAGUCUAAUAACAAUAUAAUAAAAUGUAUUAUUAUAAUAAUAAUAAUAUUAAUAAUUAAUAAUAAAUCUAAAAGGAUACUAUUACUAUUAGCCUUAGUAGCCUACUAUUCUAUAAAUUUGUUUAUUAUUAAUUAUCAGUAUCAGGAUUUUAAAAAACAACAACAAAAAAACAAUACUUAAACAAAUUGCUCAUUCAUUGAAGUCAUUGCUAAUACUUUAUUAAUCAAUUCACUUUGACAUUAUAAUUCCUAAAUAAUAGAAAAUAAAAAGCUAAAUAAAUGGUUGACAACUGUAUUUUCUUUUUUCUAGGUAGUUGAGAAAGACUACAUGUCAGGGCUGCCACUAACUUUUUUAAAAUUUCCCAAGAUUUGGUGAUCAAAUUUCCCAAGAUUUCCCAAGAUCAUAAAAUAUAUAAGAGUUUUUUUUUAAAAGGGGGGUUUUCUAUUUAAUUAAUGUAAUAAUAGAUUGAAUUAAUGCCCCUAAAAAACAUGAUACAUUAAUUGACUGAAAUUUAUUGAAAAAGACAUUUAAAAAAUGUUUAUCACAUAAAAAAAAAAAACAAUUUGUAAAAAUUAUUUAUAAUCCAAAAUAUCAAUAUCCACUGGAGUUAGGCUACUAAAUAUUACCUCCGAAUUCUCUGGUAAAAAUAUCAUCUACAAUACAUGUGUAAUAGAAGUCAUUUGGAAAAAAAACUUACAAGGCUAAUCAACACAGAAUUCCUUUUACAAAGGCAAAAGGUUCUUCAUCAAAAAAUGAUUUUUAUUAUUGUAAACUUGUUCAUUAGAAGUGGGGUUUGCAAAGCAAUUAAGCAAAAUUUAUUAAUAAUAAUUGUAGUUAAAAUGGAUUGAUAUUAUGAUGAAAACAAUAAGUAUUUUUAUUUUUUCUUGUAAGUUUACAUUGUAACGAUUUUUUCAAACAAAAAAAAAUAAUGAUUUUAAAGGAAUUGUUCAUUUAUAAUCCUACAACGCAGGCCUAUACUAAACUUUUAAUAUCUUAGUUACGUGUGUUUCAAUCCACAAAUAUUUUUUUCUAAUUGAUGAAAAUUAGGCUGGAUUUUUUACAGAUGCAUUAUAUUUUGAACCCAUUGUAGAAGUAUUGAAAUAAUCAAAUUUUACUAUGGCAUGGAUUCUUGAUUGAACACUAUCGUUCACUCUUUGGCUUGUGCUGUUUUUCGUAUGGUUGCUAAUGUCUAUGGUUGAUAAUGAUAAAUCAUUGUAGAAGUAUUGAAAUAAUCAAAUUUUACUAUGGCAUGGAUUCUUGAUUGAACACUAUCGUUCACUCUUUGGCUUGUGCUGUUUUUCGUAUGGUUGCUAAUGUCUAUGGUUGAUAAUGAUAAAGUUUCGAAGCCUAACCCCCCACCCCCAUUUAAUAAACAUUCAAAACCUGGAUGUAAUUUGUAAAUCUUCAAUUUUUAAAAAAAAAUAGAAAAUUGAAUUUUUUUAAAAUUAACUUUUUAAUAAUUAACAAUAUUAACUUUAAAAUCAGAAGAGUUUUUAUUUAUUUUAUGAGUGGAUUUAAAAAUUAAAACCAAAAAAGAAAAAUUAAAACAAUUAAUUUUUUGCCUUGUUACUUUAAAUAUUAUUUUGCUUUAUUUUCACUUUAUUUUUUAUCAGAUAUUUUUGCGUUUUUCGAAAAAUAUAAUAACAAGGUGUGGUAGCCCUGCUACAUGUGGUGUAAUUUAAAUUUGUAUAGUCUAGUAUAGGCCAACUAGUAAAGGUAUAUAACUAUAUAUAUAUAAUAUAUAUUUAUCCUAGCAUAAUCUGUCAAAAAAAAUACAGUGGGUUCUGUGUGGGGAGAAAGGAGGGGGGAGGGGGGGGGAGAGAAAAAAAAGGGUUGGGGGUCAAUAAAAAUUGUUAACAAUAUAAUAUUAGAAUUAGAUAUUAGACUUACCAGUACUCAGUACAUCAUAAUUUAACUGAAACAUUCAAUUCAACUAAGUAGAUAUUAAUGAUAUGGAUAAUUUCCCUUGAUAAAGCUACUCUCUUAAAUUUGUUAGAUUCAUGAGACCCAUUCUAUAAGUAUAAGUUAAAUAUGAGAUAUAUUAGUAUAAUAUAUUAUUACCAGUAAAAAAUUUCAUAGACUGAAUAUUUUAGAUUUUAGCUAAUCAAAACUAUUUAUUCUCUACAAUUAGAAGCAUCUCAUUAAAGAUUGAGGGAAAUUUCCAAAAAUUAUGAUACAUGUAUAUCUAAUUAUUAUUUAAAUUAAACAAAUUUACACAAAGUCAAAGGACUGAACUUUAAUUUAAUAUUUGGUUUAUUUGCUACUAAAUAGUAAAAUAAUUACUUUAAAAUUUAUUUACUUAAAAUUUUAGGUUCUUUUAUGACUUUUUUGUGAAUGUUUAAAAAGUUACAAAUAUCCAUGGCCAUAUUGAAAGGCAUUUUUAGCACCCUUGAGACGAUUGUGUUUUUUUAAUUUAAAAAAUAAUGAAAUAAAUUUUAAAAAAUAAACAAUUUUUAAAUAUAAAAUACACUAAGACUAAACUGAUUCAAACCCCCGCCAUUUAGUAGAAAAUAUUUACUUAACCACCCGUAACAGUUUUUGUACCAGUUUUCGGUGGACAAGUAUUCUUGAGAUCAUCUUGGAAGUUUAAUGAAGAAUCAGAUUACAUUUUUAAAUAAUGAGAAAAAAUUAUAUUAAACUAUGGUCAAAGCAAAGUAUAUAAUUAAGAUAUAAUUAGAAGUUCUCAAAGGUGAUGCUUGUAAGCAAAAGUCUCUCAUUUUAAAAAUAUAUUCCUCCAGCACUUGUCACAUUAUUGUGUCUCUGGUAGAUGUUAGCCAUUUUGGGAGGAGGGUGUUCUGUAAGCACUAGAAAGAAGCAAAAUUACUGCAAGUAUAAUUUGUGUACUCUAAGAUGCCUGGGCCACCUUCUGACUGCUUCUGUCAAGGUCCUCACAGACCUCAAAGUAACUGCUGAGUCUCAACUGCUACCCUAUAGUAUUUGAUACAUUUUUAUAUUUUAAUUAACUACAACUAUUAGGCUUACACCCCCCCCCCCCUCUCCGCCCACUCCAGUUAUCUCCCGCCAUCAAAUGAUUCUUAUAAUAUGCCUGGUCUAUUUGUUUAUUCGUUGAUUUACAAGUGUUAUGUGCCCCAUAUUCAUGCAUGGAUGCAUACUAUUAUCUAAGGAAUUGGUAAAACAGGAUAUUUAUUUCUUAUUUCAUGUAAAUCUGAAGGAAGAGUUACAAGGAGAGACCCUAAAGAAUGGAUCAGGGAAAAUUAUUCAACCUUAUGGGCACACUGCUGUUAGUGUUUGCCACAGUUCUUCACAUCAUAUGUAUCGUAACACCCCAUUACUGCCAGAAAGAUCAGAGGGACCUUACUAGAAUGGUCCCAUCCAAAAUUGAUCAGAAGAUGGAAGAUAAUUCAUCUUUUCGCAGUCAGCUUCAUGAGGACAAUUUUGAACUACCUGAUGUAUUGUCGGGUCUGUUAAUUUCUAAAACUUCUGAACUAGAGUUGAAAUUUGCAUUAAAAAUAAAAGUUAAUUAAAUUAAAGUUGUAGUCAGCAUUUGAAGGAAUCAAAAUAACUUUUAAGACAUCAGUUUAUCUUUGAUAUUUAUAGAAAAUAAGAUUCAAAGUUAUGCCUUUAUAUAAUAAUAUGAAAAAUAUUUUUGCUUAAUUCCAGUUUAUGGCCUUCUGACUGGAGAAGUUAACUUUGGGAUUUGGGAGAUUUGUGCCUACACUCUUUUAACAGACAAUCCUUUGGAGAUUUGCUUAAAAUGGGGAACAGAGGUCUCACUUGAAGAUAUAACAAGCACCACCAAGACACUGGAAACUGAAGGUGAUAAUAGGAUUUAUAUGUUCAUACAUUUCUUGUCUUUUGUGAAUUUCAAAAGCAAUUUUGCUGAAAUGGAUUUUACUUAUCUCACUUUACAAGGUGUAUAGACAUGCUCAAUAGAACUUACCCGUAGCAUCAACAACUUUCAGAACUUACCCAUUGUAUCAAAAACUUUAUUUAUAGAUAUUAUAUUAAUUUCAGCCAUUUAUUCUUUAGCAACAGAGGUCUUGUUAGGAUAUAAUAGCUUAUGUUCCGUUCGUUAGAUAAUUCUUUGAAAACUGUUCAAAUCUGAGACAAGUUAGAUGACUUACUUAAACCACCUUCUUACGUUUAUUUUUUUCAGGAUGGGUCGUAGCAGUACAAACCAUGGCAGUUAUUGGAGUAAUUGCAGCCAUGGCAUCCAUUAUAAUUGCCAUUUUGAAUAUUGUUAUCAAGAGUAAAGGAGAUCGGUUGCGCCUCAUUCACAUUUUUAUUGCAGUUGGCUGUUUCACUGCAGGUAAGGAGAGAAUUAAUUCUUCUAGGAGUUCCAUAAUUCACUAAACCUUAGGUAUUCUUUCUGCUAUCUUAAAAUAAAAUUCCUUCAUUCAUCUUGUGCCUCAAAGAUACAAGAGGGACAAAAUACUUUUUACCGUAUAUGAAUUUUGACUUUUACACAUUUCUAUAGUUGGCUAUUUCAAUAAAAGAAAUGUAUAUGGUUAUGAAAUAAUAACCGUACGGUAUUGCAUAUAAUGCGAUAAAUUUCUGGUAAUAAAAACUACUUAAAACUAGUGGUUCGCAUUAUAGGCAUGUUUAAGUAUUUUUUUCGAUACCAGUAAACAAUAUAUAGACCUAUUAAUGCAACCGAGUAAUCAUUCAGCAACCAAGCGCGCAUUGUAUCUGGGCUUAACACUAGAAGUGUACGUAGUGUCCCUUUGACGGGGUAUUAGCUGGGUAAGCUGAGUCAAUCACAAGCUAGAGGACUCGAGUUCAAUUCCCAGCAAAAGCAAACACAUCACCAGCACAUUGGGUGGAUGGGACUCUAAUAAAUGGCAACUCAUCUAAGAGAAGUCAAACUCUAAAAUCAAGCUCAGAAAUGGAGUCCCGUAGGCAGUAUGACAUACAUUGACACAAUGGAGAUUUUGACAACUUCCGUAGAAUGCAUAAAGAGCACAGUGAAACACACAAGACACACUGCUGGUCAUCUACUGCAUCCUGGUCUAUUUCCAGUUGUCUUGUCAAAGUCUUGCCAUUGGAUCAAAUACGCAAGGAUGAGAGAGUGAGGUUGAUGAAUUGAGAAACUCUUCCGUCACUUUAAACAAAAUGCAGCUUAAUUAAUCAAGUUGAAAAUUGACUUGGUCAUCUUUGCGUGCGAAAGAUGAAAAAUAAUAAUGAAAAAUAGCAUAGCUGUAUCGUUUGACCACAGUUCAUUUUAAAUAUUAUAAUAAUUUAAAGGAUUUUGCCAUUAUAUUUAAAUUAAAUAUUUCUUUUGUUAAUUCAUACUGUAUUAGUAUGGACAAGAUUAACAGAUGACAUUAUACAUGGACUUGGCAUUUUAGUGGGGUUUUUAAAACAAAAGUUGGGGGUUCGAUUUCUACGUGUAUCGCAUUAUGGCUGAUAAUAUUAACAACAAAAACUUACUAAUAAAUUCAAGUUAUUAAAAAGAUACAAUUAUUAUUUAUCACACACAAAAAAAAUUAGCCUUCAAUUUAAAGCAUCUAAAAAUACAAAUAUAGAAUUAUUGGUUCAUUUUUAUUCACUAUCUGCAACUGGCUACCCAAAUUAUUAUAUUUUUUUUUGGUGUAAAUAUAAAAAGUUACAACUAUUUUGAUCAUCAGAUCUGUGACAUAGCACCAUAAAUUUAUUCAAUUUUUAUUAAUGUAGACUUGUUUAUUGAAAUUUUAUUUUCCUUAAUACUCUAAAAAUAAAAUAGUUCCUGCUAUUUAAAACUAAUUAUAUCUUUACCAGGUAUCUUUAUUAUUAUUGGAGACCUAAUUAUGGCUGCCAACUUCAAGACCAUCCUGGACUCAAUAAUAGUGCCCACUGUUAACCUUGACCCUUCUCUUGCAAAGAUCAGCGAAUUUUCCAAGGACCAAUUUCACCUCAGUUGGGGGUUUGCCCUGAAUGUGGUCGCCGCUGCGUUGGCAGUUUUGGCAGGCAUUGCCCAUUUGAUUGGAGGUCGGAUUGCUAAGAUCGAAAAUGGGGUUGUUUGAGCAAAUCAUUUAUUUAUUCAACUUACUGUCAUUGUAUAAGAAAAUAUUUUUUAAAUUAGGGCCUUUGGCUUGAAAUAUUAUAUUGAAAGUUUGUCCUACAAAUGUUUAUAAAGUCCUUGACAGUUUUUUUUGUAUCUCAAAUGAAUUUUAAAGUCAACUCCCUACUUCAAUUGGUCUCUCUUUCCAAUAAUAAUGACAAUGUCUAAUUCUUGAUGAGACUAUGAAUUUUGUUGCAGCAUUGAAGACAGCAUUUGCUCUAGUUCAUAUUCAUAACAUUUCUUUUUUCUCUUCAAACCUCAAGCAAGGUUAUUUCCCACUGAACUUAUCAAAUGGGCCAGCCAGGCCCUACUUAAAACAUGCAAUGUUUAUGUCAAAGAAAGAUAGAGUUAGAUCUGAAGUUGGAGACAUUAUACAAUCAAAUCUUGAGAAAGUCCUCAUUACUAGUGCCAGUGUUUUAUUAUUAUUUUAUUUAUUUUUUUUUUAUUUAGAAAAAAUGAAAAAGAAAAAAUGUGUGUCCAUGCUUAUUUCCCAUGAUUCUUUUUUUCCUGGGUAACUUUUGUAAAAUUUAAUUAUAGCUUAAUAUUCUUUGGUAUGAAUUAACUUUUUUUGUUUGUUCUUAAGUUGUAUGGUCUGCUUGUCUUGGGGAUAUGCUACAAUCCUUUCUGAGACACUAGACACAUUUGUGUCUAUUGCCUCAAGCCUUCAAACCCCCAGUGCAUGAUUCCCUCACAAAGUGGCACUGGAAAUCUGUGAAAUUUCCUCAUCAACACCAGGAACAGAAACAUUGCAAAUCCUACACUAGACACAUUUGUGUCUAUUGCCUCAAGCCUUCAAACCCCCAGUGCAUGAUUCCCUCACAAAGUGGCACUGGAAAUCUGUGAAAUUUCCUCAUCAACACCAGGAACAGAAACAUUGCAAAUCCCAUCUACAUGCAUAGGAGCCAAAAUGAUCAAUAAAUUGAUCGUGGGCCCUUAAGAUAUAGAAGAAGAAGAAGAAGAAGAAGAGAUACAUAUACAAUUUGGCAGUAUUAUUAUCAUUGUGAUGGGUUUGUACUUUGUUAAAUAUCAAUGUAUUUUCUUUAGAAUACUUUAUAAAAUAUAUCUAUAUCAUUGUUUGAAGAGAAUCAUGAUGUAACACUUGUAACACUGCGCCUGUCCUUUGACUGAAUAAUUGUAUUCAUCUCUCUCCUUUUACUUUAGAAGUAUUUAUUACCAGGCAAUAUAAGUGUGGAUGAUUAUAUAUUUUCAACAAAAAAAAAUCACUAUGUUGUUCGCCUUCAGAGAUUUUACUGCUAAAAGAAUUUAUAUACAUAAGCAAUUAUGAAUUUAAUAUCUUCACCUUUGUAUUUGAAUGUUUAUAUUUUGUUUACCAUAUCAUGUAUAAAAUACAUAUUUAAAUUAAAAUCAAAGUUUGAAUGAAAAAAAAAAGGACUUUAUAGGUAGUUUUAAAUAUUUGUUAGUUUUCACUUUAAUUUUUUGUUAAGCAAUAGACUUCUACCUGGUUUUGAUAAAUAAAUAUUUUUAGAUUUAGAUUCUCAUUCAGGUCCUAUGUUAUUCAUACCCAUUAAAUCCAUAUUUGAAUAUUAUUAGAUAUGGUAAUCAAUAGUCAAUUUAAAUGCAUGAGUGAAAAUAGAUGUUUGUUUUAUUAUUACCUUUUUGUAACUUGGACUGAACAUUUGAACAUUACUACUUUAAAAACACAUUGCAGCUUUUUUGUAUGGAAUUUCUAGUUAAGUAAUAUACAAGGUAUUUUUGUAAUAAAUUUAUAUUUCAAAAGUGAUAUUUACCAAAAUUGCAAUUUUUUUGUAUGCUGUCAACUAAAUUUUAUUGUCAUAUAUUUAUAAUGAAUUUCUACAGCAAUUCAAUUUGAAAAAUUUAAUUUGUUUUAUCUCCUCUGAAUUCAUUAUGAUGAGUUUAUUCUACAUCUCAAAUAAUCCUGUUGACAUCAUUUUAAUACAAUUUUAAUGUGAGCUCAGAGUGUAGAAAAAAAACGCAACAGCAGAUUUUCACUGUCAUCAGUUGCAUAACUUUUGUCCUCAUGCAAAAUAAAAUGUACAGUUUUUAUUUGAAAACAAAAUUUUAUUAAAUGAUUUUAAACC
Lymnaea stagnalis (great pond snail) is the source of this 8536-nucleotide messenger RNA. The record is from the annotation of a GenBank genome assembly. NCBI's taxonomy places the organism in Eukaryota, Metazoa, Mollusca, Gastropoda, Lymnaeidae.